Cariama cristata (Red-legged seriema) is the source of this 705-nucleotide messenger RNA. It is a transcript of the gene CHMP6, whose product is annotated as charged multivesicular body protein 6. Gene Ontology annotation, biological process: vesicle budding from membrane; late endosome to vacuole transport via multivesicular body sorting pathway. The transcript is spliced from 6 exons. The annotation marks the transcript as partial. NCBI's taxonomy places the organism in Eukaryota, Metazoa, Chordata, Aves, Cariamiformes, Cariamidae. The record is from RefSeq and is a predicted model, not a curated record. Gene Ontology annotation, cellular component: multivesicular body; ESCRT III complex.
CAAAGCCAUGCUCUUGCUAAAGAAGAAGCGUUACCAAGAGCAACUUCUAGAUAAAACGGAAAACCAAAUCAGCAACUUGGAGCGGAUGGUCCAGGAUAUUGAAUUCACCCAGAUUGAAAUGAAGGUCAUUGAGGGCCUGAAAAUAGGCAAUGAGUGUCUGAACAAAAUGCACCAGGUUAUGUCAAUAGAAGAGGUAGAAAGAAUAAUAGGUGAAACCCAAGAUGCUGUGGAGUACCAGAGGCAAAUAGAUGAGCUACUGGCUGGCAGCCUGACUGAGGAAGAUGAAGAUGCCAUUCUAGAAGAAUUAAACGCAAUUACUCAGGAACAGAUGGAGCUUCCAGAAGUUCCUUCUGAGCCACUCCCAGAAAAGAUCCCAGAAGUGUCACCCGUCAAGAACAGGCCAAAACCAGAACUGGUGGCAGCAUCUUAACUCCCACUUCUGGGGAUUCCCCCACAUAACUUUCACCCAGGACAGUUUGCCAUCCCAGCACGUGCUGGGAACAGGCGAUGCCUUGGCAGCAUCCCAGCUGUGCUGGGCGGAUUGUGGAGCAGGAUUCCCUGUGCAGGGUGGGGAACCUCAGCUGAUUAUUGCUCUUGUAUCAAGAUUAUUUUCUAGUGCUUUCUUUUUUUGUAACUUAAAUUCUGAACUCACUCAGCUGUGCUGUCUCGGGAUUAAACAACUCCUCUAAAACUUCCGAAGCCAAA